Messenger RNA from Anastrepha obliqua, 964 nucleotides. RefSeq names its product viral IAP-associated factor homolog (gene viaf). The record is from RefSeq and is a predicted model, not a curated record. Gene Ontology annotation, biological process: protein folding. The coding region runs from base 167 to 889 and encodes 240 amino acids. Gene Ontology annotation, cellular component: cytoplasm. NCBI's taxonomy places the organism in Eukaryota, Metazoa, Arthropoda, Insecta, Diptera, Tephritidae. The transcript has 2 exons.
AAAGAGAAAAAUGUAAUUUGUUCAUUGCAGAUUAGUCACAGAAGUGCUUUUCCUCUAUUUUGUAUAAAAUCAAUAUUAGUUUAUUUUAUCAUUAUCAUUAAUAAAAGCGGUAUCACUUUCAAUUAUUUCAUAUAAGCGAUACUGCAUAAAAUAAGGAUAAUAAAGAAUGCAGGACCCUAAUGAAGAUACUGAAUGGAAUGAUGUACUCCGUGCUAAAGGUAUUCUGCCACCAAAGCAGAAGGAAGCUGAAAUCACAGAGGAUCAAAUACAAGCUAUGUUGGACGACGCCAUAAAUAGACGCACUGAUCUAAAAGUGGGAGAAGAUGGUCAUUCCAAGCCAAUCGACGACAUGACAUUGGAUGAAUUAGAUGAAUUGGAGGAUUCAGAAGACGAAGAAGUGCUGGAACAAUACCGUGAACGACGUAUUGCAGAAAUGAGAGCGUUUGCUGAAAAAGCUAAAUUUGGGAUGGUGCGAGAGAUAUCGGGUCAAGACUAUGUAAGCGAGGUGACAAAAGCGGGAGAAGGUAUUUGGGUGGUGUUACAUCUCUAUGCCAACGGCGUCCCACUCUGCGCUCUCAUACACCACCACAUGCAACAGUUGGCAAGUCGCUUCCCACAAACGAAGUUUUUGCGUUCCAUUGCAACUACGUGCAUACCAAAUUUUCCGGAAAAAAAUUUGCCAACAAUAUUCAUUUAUCACGAAGGCCAGUUGAAGAAGCAAUACAUCGGUCCCUUAGAAUUGCGCGGCGAGAAACUCACGCUUAAUGAGUUGGAGUUUUUAUUGGGAGCAGUCGGUGCGAUUCCCACAGAAAUAAAAGAAGAUCCACGGCCGCAAAUUCGAGACAAAUUGCUUGCUGAUUUAGAAAGCCAAAAUAUUGAUUUCUACUAAAGGAACAGUGCUAUACUGUUUGUACUCUUUGCACUAAUUGUAGAUUAAAUAAAAUAUUUUAUAUUUAUAGUAAAA